Molecule: messenger RNA, 2414 nt
Organism: Eubalaena glacialis (North Atlantic right whale)
Lineage: Eukaryota; Metazoa; Chordata; Mammalia; Artiodactyla; Balaenidae
Gene: PDCD4
Product: programmed cell death 4
Exons: 12
Coding region: 228-1637 (469 amino acids)
Biological process (GO): negative regulation of DNA-templated transcription
Cellular component (GO): nucleus; cytosol
Source: RefSeq, a predicted model, not a curated record
CGGCCAAUAAACGCCGACCUGUCGCCUCCGUGUUACUGGGUAGAACAAAACAAAAACAGAGCAAAACUGGCCAGAGACGCUUCGAGGCGGCUGCAGGGGCUGAGGUGCUGCGUCGGGGCCGGCGGACCAGGGACGUGGACAAGCGGCGGCGGCGGCCCAAGGGAAAUACAUCCCAGAGGAAGAGUUCCAUUUGGUUAUUUAAUCAGUGCGAGUGAAAUUAAGGAACGAUGGAUGUAGAAAACGAGCAGAUACUGAAUGUAAACCCUACAGAGCCUGAUAAUUUAAGUGACUCUCUCUUUUCUGGUGAUGAAGAAAAUGCUGGGACUGAGGAAAUAAAGAAUGAGAUAAAUGGAAAUUGGAUUUCGGCAUCCUCCAUUAAUGAAGCUAGAAUUAAUGCCAAGGCGAAAAGGCGGCUACGGAAAAACUCGUCCCGGGACUCUGGCAGAGGCGAUUCCGUCAGUGAUAACGGAAGUGAAGGCCUUAGAAGUGGAGUAACUGUACCAACCAGUCCAAAGGGAAGGUUGCUAGAUAGGCGAUCCAGAUCUGGGAAAGGAAGGGGACUACCAAAGAAAGGUGGUGCUGGAGGCAAAGGUGUCUGGGGUACACCUGGACAGGUAUAUGAUGUGGAGGAGGUGGAUGUGAAAGAUCCUAACUAUGAUGAUGACCAGGAAAACUGUGUUUAUGAAACUGUAGUUUUGCCUUUGGAUGAAACGGCAUUUGAGAAGACUUUAACACCAAUCAUACAGGAAUAUUUUGAGCAUGGAGAUACUAAUGAAGUUGCGGAAAUGCUAAGAGAUUUAAAUCUUGGCGAAAUGAAAAGUGGAGUACCAGUGUUGGCAGUGUCAUUGGCGUUGGAGGGAAAAGCUAGUCAUAGAGAAAUGACAUCUAAGCUUCUUUCUGACCUUUGUGGGACAGUAAUGAGCACAAAUGAUGUAGAAAAAUCAUUUGAUAAAUUGUUGAAAGAUCUACCUGAAUUAGCAUUGGAUACUCCUAGAGCACCACAGUUGGUGGGCCAGUUUAUUGCUAGAGCUGUUGGAGAUGGAAUUUUAUGUAAUACCUAUAUUGAUAGUUACAAAGGAACUGUAGAUUGUGUACAGGCUAGAGCUGCUCUGGACAAGGCUACCGUGCUUCUGAGUAUGUCUAAAGGUGGAAAGCGCAAGGACAGUGUUUGGGGCUCUGGAGGUGGGCAGCAGUCUCUUAACCACCUUGUUAAAGAGAUUGAUAUGCUGCUGAAAGAGUAUUUACUCUCUGGAGACAUAUCUGAAGCUGAACAUUGCCUUAAGGAACUGGAAGUACCUCAUUUUCACCAUGAGCUUGUAUAUGAAGCCAUUGUAAUGGUUUUAGAGUCAACUGGAGAAAGUACAUUUAAGAUGAUUUUGGACUUAUUAAAAUCUCUUUGGAAAUCUUCUACCAUUACUCUAGACCAAAUGAAAAGAGGUUAUGAGAGAAUUUACAAUGAAAUUCCAGACAUUAAUCUGGAUGUCCCACAUUCAUACUCUGUGCUUGAGCGAUUUGUAGAAGAAUGUUUUCAGGCUGGAAUAAUUUCCAGACAACUCAGAGAUCUUUGUCCCUCAAGGGGCAGAAAACGUUUUGUAAGUGAAGGAGAUGGAGGUCGUCUUAAACCAGAGAGCUACUGAAUAUAAGAACUCUUGCAGUCUUAGAUGUUAUAAAAAAUAUAUAUAUCUGAAUUGUAAGAGUUGUUAGCACAGGUUUUUGGUUUUUUUUUUUAGCACUUGUUUUGGGUACAAGGCAUUUCUGAAAUUUUGUAAACUUACAUUUAAGGGAAAUUUUUAAAGGAAGUGUUUUUUCUUUUUCUUUUUUUUUUUUUUUUUUUGUGAGGGUGUAAAGGAGGGACAGAAAAGUAACCACUUCUUAAGUGGGAUAUUCUCAUAAGCUACCUUUUUUAAGUGCCAUGUUUAUGACCUAAUCAUUCCAAGUUUUGCAUUGAUGUCUGACUGCCACUCCUUUCUUUCAAGGACAGUGUUUUUGUAGUAAAAUCACUGGUUUAUACAAAGCUUUAUUUAGGGGGUAAAGUUAAGCUGCUAAAACCCCAUGUUGGCUGCUGCUGUUGAAAUACUGUGCUUUGGGAGUAAAAAAAAAAAAAAAAAAAAAAAAAUUUCUUUGUCUUAAAGAAUUUUAAAAAAAUGAGUUAGUUAUGAGACUUAUUCAUCUUUCCAGGGAACAUAUUGCUCGGUCUUAAAGACUAGACAGUUAAGUACAUGGUGGCUGGAACAUCUAUUUUUCUACAAAACUGGAUGAAUGAACCCAGUUCUAGAAGAAUGUAUGACAAAAUAAAACGUGAAGCAGUGUUGAUUCUUUAUUGGGAGUACAUUUAUUUUAGGGCUUUUAAAACAUAUAUUUCACACAACAAAUUUUAAGUCAUAUAAAAGAGCAUAUCUGAACCUAGUGAAUUU